UUUUAUUGAUUUGAUUUAAUUAAGUUUGAUUCAAGUAGGAAUUUUGCUUGAUUACUGAGUCACAUAACAUAUAGAAAAUUUAAUAAAUUUUCAUUGGAUCCUAAAUUGCAACUGGUAGGGACAACAAAUAACGUAACGUACCACCGCCCUCUCCCCAACUAUGGCCGGCAAAAGAAGCUUUCUUGCUUUCUUAGGUUUACUUCUUUAUUUUUGCCUUUACAGAGGAAAAAAAGAAAAGAAGGAACUGAUAAGAAAAGGGUGGAAGGGGCAAUUUUGGGAAUUCAGAAGAGAUCCUGCGUACGUGUCGUCAGCUUCAUACUGAAGAAACCGAAAACGUUUCUCUCAAUCUCAUUUCUGUCUCAAACUCUCUCUCUCUCUCUCUCUCACUUUUCUGUCUUCUCCUGUCUCAGUCUUGACACUCCCCUCACUAUUUUCACUACCUAAAUUCAAUCCCUUGAUUCACUUCGUCAGGUAUGGAGCUGAAUGCUAUACAAGAUUCAUUUGAGAGGGUUGUGAAGAAGCAAAAGUUAUCAUAUUCCAAAUCCCAAGAAUUGAUCCGCCAAGUUGGCCAUGAAAUUGACCAAGCAUUGGCAAGAAUACAGUCAGAUAAUGAUUCUGGCAUAUCCAUUGAUCCUAAAACAGUUCUCACGGAACUCAAAGCCAAGCUCCAGAUUGUUGGUUCACAUAAUCAUUUAGAGGGACUGCAGCGAGAUCUGAAUACGAGUCUCAGCAAGCACCAGAAGCUCCUUGAGAAGAUGCUAUAUCCUGAUAUAUCGAACACGUACGGAAAUGUUGAUUUUGACCCCCAUAUUGUAAAUCAAAUCAUCAUCGGCCACGUUUACCGUGAAGGCCUAUUUGAUAUUGCAGACUGUUUAAUACAAGAAGCUAGUGAACCUGAAGCCAAAUCCUUGAGGUUGCAUUUUGAAGAGAUUCAUCAGAUCCUCAAGGCUCUGAAGUCAAGGAAUCUAGAGCCUGCAGUAAACUGGGUCUCCAAAAACCAGGAAAGACUAAAGGAGUCUGGCUCAAAUUUAGAACUGAAACUCCACAAGCUGCAUUUUGUAGACAUUUUACAGAAGCGAAGCAGAGCAGAUGCAGUUAAAUAUGCCAGAACUUACCUUGCUCCCUUGGCUUCUUAUCAUAUGAAAGAGAUACAAAAACUCAUGGGUAGCCUACUCUGGGCAGGAAAGCUUGAUAAAUCCCCUUAUGCUAAUCUGGUGGAUCCAAUCCAUUGGGAAAAAUUGGCCGAGGAGCUUAUGUUGACAUACUGCAAUUUCACAGGACAAUCCUUCAGGGACCCUCUUAAUGUUGCUGUUGCUGCUGGGGCAGAAGGACUGCCUACGCUGUUAAAAUUGGCAAACGUAAUGGCAGCAAAGAAACAGGAAUGGUGGGCAAUGAAACAGUUGCCUGUGCCAGUGGAGCUGGGUAAGGAGUUUCAGUUUCACUCGGUUUUUGUUUGUCCAGUUAGUCGGGAACAAGGUAGUGAAGAAAAUCCACCAAUGUUGUUGCCAUGUGGUCAUGUUCUUUGCAAGCAGUCAAUUAGUAAACUAUCGAAGGGAAACAGUCGUAGCUUCAAGUGUCCUUACUGCCCACAGAAUGCAUCAGUUGCACAAUGCCAGCAACUAUACUUCUGAGUUCUGAUAGUUGUAUAGCGCUCCUGUAUUCUCUGUCCUCCUUUCCAAGGACGGCUCGGCUUUUGUUCUGUAAAUAAAUAUCACAUUCUUCUAAAAUCUUAUUUUGCUAUUUCUUUUCACAAAUAGAAUGUCAAUAUACCUCCUGCUCUGCAAAGA
This is a messenger RNA of Sesamum indicum (sesame), 1787 nucleotides long. RefSeq names its product protein RMD5 homolog. Gene Ontology annotation, biological process: proteasome-mediated ubiquitin-dependent protein catabolic process. Gene Ontology annotation, molecular function: protein binding; ubiquitin protein ligase activity. The record is from RefSeq and is a predicted model, not a curated record. Gene Ontology annotation, cellular component: GID complex; cytoplasm; nucleus. Lineage: Eukaryota; Viridiplantae; Streptophyta; Magnoliopsida; Lamiales; Pedaliaceae.